GAAUAUCGUCUUUAUAUUGAUUACUCUUUUAGAAAGCAGUAAAACUUUAAAACAUCUCCUUCGGUCUCAGUUCUGUGGCCUCCGAGGUCUGAGAUGGAGGAAAGUGGUUAGUGUAAACGCCAGCGCUCUGCGCCUCGUUUAUAAUUUAUGGAGAUGGAUGAGGCGAAAGUGAAACCAGAGCCAGCAUCACAAAGAAGAAGCGACAGUAAUAUCAGUAAAAUAUGAAAAAUAAAACGGCUUCUUUUCAUUAAACAUCCAGUAUUCAUGUUUCAGCCUAAACCACCUCGGCUCCACAUGGACUGCGGCAUCUCUCCUGGUUUCCAUCAUCAUCCAGCCCUCGGUGUUUCUGCGUAACCCGACCUGUGUGUCGCACCGAUCUCUGCCCGGUGUCUCCGGUUCCAGCUGCGCCAUGAGGGCCAAAGCCUCGGACAUGCACAGUAAGGACUGUGUCAAAGUGGCUGUCAGAGUGCGGCCGUUCAACAAGAGAGAGAGGGAUGCAGGUAGUCGUUGCAUCAUCUCUCUGGUGUCGACCUCCAUUAGUAUCCAGGAUCCACGCGACUGCCACAACCGGCGGUCCUUCUGCUUCGAUUAUGCGUACUGGUCCCACAGCGGCUUCACGAGAGACCAGACUGGUCUCUUUGUUCCUGAAGAGCCGGGGGGCCGAUACGCUGACCAGCACAGCGUGUUCCAGGACCUCGGAGUGGGAAUACUGGAGAACGCGCUGCAGGGUUACAACGCCACGCUGCUGGCAUACGGACAGACCGGGUCAGGGAAGAGUUACUCGAUGGUGGGCUACGGACCCAAUAAAGGCCUGGUUCCUAAACUGUGUGACCGGCUGUUUGAGGCGAUCAGAGAAAACCAAGAAAACAGACAAUGUCAGGUCUUUUUCAGUAUGUUGGAAAUCUAUAAUGAGCAGGUGGUUGACCUUUUGUCUCGGGGGUCACGGACUGCAGGUGGACUUAGAGUGAGAGAGGAGCUGCAGAGAGGCUUUUAUGUUGAGGGUCUUCGUAAAAUCCCCUGUGAGAACGCUCUGCAGGUGGAGCAGCUGAUGGAGCAGGGGACCAGGACUCGAACCACCGCUGCCACUCAAAUGAACGCCAACAGCAGCCGCUCACACAUGCUCAUCAUCCUGCAGCUCAAACAGAUCUUCUCAAAGGAGAGCAUCACCAAGCAGUCCAACAUCAACCUGGUGGACCUGGCUGGCAGUGAGCGCCAGAGGUCCUCCGGGUCUGAAGCCGACAGACUCAAAGAGGGAACGGCCAUAAACCUGAGCCUCACCACGCUGGGAAAUGUCAUCAGGUUGCUCCGUUUUGUUUGGUUUGCCUUGUUCUUGCAUGUUGCUGGAUCCAUCAGUUUUCUCCAUAUCCGUUCUUGUUCUCCCUCCAGCGCCCUGGCAGAUGUUGCAGUGGGGAAGAAGGUGGUUCAUAUUCCCUACAGAGACUCGGUUCUCACCAAGCUGCUGCAGUCGGCGCUGGGCGGAAACAGUCGCACAGUCAUGAUUGCCACUCUGAGUCCUGCAGAUAUCUGCUAUGAGGAGUCUCUCUCCACCCUGCGCUACGCUGAAAGGGCAAAACGAAUCCAAAACAGGGCAGUGGUGAACGAGAGCCCCACUGAACGCCUUGUUAAAGAGUUGAAGGCUGAAAACGCCAGACUGCUGCAGAAACUGAGCCGGAUGGACCAGGAGGGGCGCAGAGCCACGGAUGAGUCCAAGGAACUUCGUCAGCUGUUGACCCAGAAUGAGCUCCAGAUCAGAGCCAUUCAGACUCUGUGGGAACAACACCUGCAGGAGGCGCUCAAAGACUGGGAGCAGCAGUACGCCAACAUCACACAGGAGAGGAGGAUGAUGCAGAUGUAUCCUUACAUCCUGAACAUCAACGAGGAUGCUCAGCUGUCAGGCGUGGUGAAGCUUUUCAUUCAGGAGGGUGAGUGGGGCAUCGGACUCUGUGACUCCGCCCCUAGAUCCAUUUCUAUCAAGGGCUUGGGGAUCCAGGAGCAUCAUGCGGUGUUCAGGAAUGAACAGCGGCGGGUAACACUGACUCCACUGACGGGGUCAAAGGUUAUUGUUAAUGGGAACGCCGUGUAUGAGACAGCAGAGCUGCAACACCUGGAUCGUCUCAUUCUGGGCUCGAAUUGUACCUACCUGUUCGUUGGUUACCCAUCUGAGAGGGGCGGGGAAGACUGGAGUCGCUACGACUAUGAUUACUUCCAGUCAGAGCUGGCUGCUGCUGAGGGCAUCCACCUGAGUGAGUCCAACACUGGCUGUAGCCAGACAGAUCCCAGUCUGUUGGCGGUCUUCUACGACUACAUUCAGCUGAUGCCCAUGGUGGCCGAGGCCAACCAGAUGAGUCAGGAACUGAGCAAGGGAGUUGAAUUUAAGCUGGAAAUCAAAAAUCUGGCCCUGUCGGAUUCUCGAGGUCACGAUCUACAGAAGGACAUUGUUGUCAGAGUGACCGCUGCAGGAAGCAAACAGGUCUGGAUGUGGUCCAAAGCCAAGUUUGUCAACCGCAAGUUUUUGAUGGAGGAGGUCUAUCAGCAGUUCAAGGCUGCACAACACGAGGACAAUAGAGUGGAGGGCCUCCUAGCUGUAGUGCUACCGAGAGAUAAAGACCCUUUCUGGGAUCCAGUCGAGCCUCUGCUCCUGGGAACCGCUCACCUCUGGCUGCAGUCUUUGGCCUUCCGCAUCCCUCUGGAGGAGCAGCUGGAGGUGUUGGGCUCAGAGGGGACAGAGGAGGCCAUCCUACAAGCUCAGCUCGUCCCCUGCACUUCCACUGGACUUCCACUGGGGGAGGACGACAUCCUGAUUGACCCGUCUGAAGUGCUGGGUCGACGAUUGGACUUUCAGCUGGUCCUGGAUCAGUGCUGUGGGGUUCGUUGGAUUAGGGAAGCCCGCAAUCGAGGGAUACAAAUCGGUUUCAGGGUAUUUGAUUGCAGCGAGCCGCUUUACACUCCAGCUGUGUGGCACAACAUCAAUCCUCUGUUGGAUCACCGGGUCCAGUUCACCUCCCUCCAAACAUCCCAACGGCUGCUGGACUACCUGCAGAGCAGUGCUGUGGUGUUGGAGCUCUGGGGUCUUCAGGAGGGUUGCAGUGUUUUGAGUUCAUCUCUUGGAGCUGUGAGAAUGACUGCAGAGGGCGCCUUUAUCAUCGACUUACUGCAUCCAUCACAAGCUGCACUGUCGGACUCUGCUGAGCUCAGCUGUUCAGUCAGAGCUCUUCAACAGGACGUGGAGGAACUGAAGAGUCUGAAUGAAUCAUUAAGGAAAGAAAACCACAGUCUGAGAGAACAGCUCAACGCAGUCAAGAACGGCGGAGACGGCGCUCGUGGUCGGUCGCUACGUCCCAGCUGUGAUGCAGAGUUCGCACGCGCCCUGAAAGUUUUCUACCACAGCAUGACCUCUGUUAGGGGUCAGCUGCAGCGCUUACGCAGACAUAGACCCAGUGAGGAGUCGGACCUGCUGGGACUCAGACUGUUUGUGGAUGAGCAGAGUCGUCUGCUGAGGGACUUCUCUGAGCAGCUGGAGGACGGCGUCUCCACACUCAAACAAGACGUAGCGGCCAUUGUCCGCCGCAAAAGAGAACGCUCGGGCAUCUGGUCUUAACUCGGCAUUUGUUGAUUUUAGAAACUGUAAGUACCUCCAGCUAUUCUUUGCAUCCCGACACAACAGAAAAGGAAAUCACAGAGAAAAACUCAAGUCUUAAAAAAAGUUUAUUAGACUGCAUGUAAAAUAAGCUUUUACAUUGCAACUGCAAAUAAAUUAAGUCAAGUUUUAAAAAUCCUAGUUGGAGCUCUUUUUUCCCCCCCAUGCUUUACUGUUAAAGGUUUAUGAAGACAGACUUGUGAGAACAUGAAUGUUUAAAAGCUGAGAGCUUGUUUUUCUUUUUUUCUCCAGCCAUGUUGAGAGAAAAGCACUCUGGUUAAUGCAUGUAAGCAGCCAUGGUAAAUACAGACGAUUGCUGUAGGUCCAAAAAUGGGAUAUAGGACAAAAA
Messenger RNA from Poecilia latipinna (sailfin molly), 3986 nucleotides. RefSeq names its product kinesin family member 28 (gene kif28). Gene Ontology annotation, molecular function: microtubule motor activity; ATP binding; microtubule binding. The transcript is spliced from 26 exons. The record is from RefSeq and is a predicted model, not a curated record. Lineage: Eukaryota; Metazoa; Chordata; Actinopteri; Cyprinodontiformes; Poeciliidae. The coding region runs from base 410 to 3598 and encodes 1062 amino acids. Gene Ontology annotation, biological process: microtubule-based movement.